ACAGGUAAAAACCCAACAAUAGUAAAUCUCACAAGAGUAAUCAAACCACAAAUCAUUGAAAAUAUGCAGUCUUCAUUCAUUGCAGUUCUCCUAAUCAUAUCAACACUUUAUUGGACAUCUGAGGGCUUGAGAUGUCGGGAAGCGUGUUUUCAAAGAUGCAUCAAAACACUUACGCGAUUAAUCGAAGACGAGUAUGAUUUCCAGAUCCACAAUGGAACAGAAUCAGAGGAAGUGGAUUACUGUCUAAAAAUGGUAGAAGCUUGCAUAGAGGACGCUUUUGAAGACUGUGAAGAAGAUCAUCACAUUAUGGCAGCUAUGAGCGUCACACUAUUCAAUCGUAUGAAUGAAGGAUGCAGUUCAGAUACAGACACCAAAAAUUAUUUUACUGAAAUUUUUCCAUGUCUGAGAAAGAAUACAGAAAUGCUUAAGGACUGUUCAACAGAGAAUCCUUUUCGGAGGCAUAAACUUGAAUAUCCUGUUCAUAAACUGGCUACAGUGUGCACGGAUAUGAAAUCCAUGAUGUGUAUUGCUGAAAAAAGUCGAGAAAUGUGCAGUUCAAAUAUGUCGCUGUUGGCCGGAGCCGUUGAGUACAGCCUGAAACAUUCUUAUUAUGGAAUGUGCAGCGGGUCCCUUAACUUCUUCCACAAUAACUGGAUUUUUGCAGUUUCCAUUUUUACCACUCUUCUGUUCAGUCAGAAAAUGAAGCAUUGGAAUUCUUUGUAAAACUAUAAUAUAUUAUUUUAAGAAGAA
Molecule: messenger RNA, 750 nt
Organism: Argiope bruennichi
Lineage: Eukaryota; Metazoa; Arthropoda; Arachnida; Araneae; Araneidae
Exons: 5
Coding region: 64-723 (219 amino acids)
Source: RefSeq, a predicted model, not a curated record